Neomonachus schauinslandi (Hawaiian monk seal) is the source of this 1089-nucleotide messenger RNA. It is a transcript of the gene SLAMF9, whose product is annotated as SLAM family member 9. Gene Ontology annotation, cellular component: external side of plasma membrane. The transcript has 4 exons. Bases 80 to 943 code for a protein of 287 amino acids. The record is from RefSeq and is a predicted model, not a curated record. Gene Ontology annotation, biological process: T cell activation. NCBI's taxonomy places the organism in Eukaryota, Metazoa, Chordata, Mammalia, Carnivora, Phocidae.
AGCAGCUUCCUGACAGCUUGUCUUCUUCAUUGGCUUGGGGGCCGAGCAGGUCAACCUACUGGGGCACGGGGCUGCUGACAUGGGGGCCCUUCUGUGGUUGCUCCUGCUUUUGCGGCUCCAGGCAGCCGAAGGGUAUUCUGGAGAUGAUGUGGAUACAGAAGAAGUAGUUGCGGUCCUUCAGGAGUCCAUCAGCCUCCGCCUGGAAAUACCAGCCGAUGAAGAGGUUGAGAACAUCAUCUGGUUCUCUUACGUAAGGCUUGCCACCGUGGUUCCGGGGAAAGAGACACAGCCGGCUACCGUCAUGGUGACCAACCCUCGAUACGAGGGCCGAGUGAGCUUCCUGGACCCCAGCUACUCCCUGCACAUCAACAAUCUGAGCUGGGAGGACUCAGGGCUGUACCAGGCUCAGGUCAACCUGAGGACAUCGCAGAUCUCCACCAUGCAGCGUUACAAUCUACGUGUCUACCGACGGCUGUCGGAGCCUCGUGUCACCGUGAACUUUGAGAUUGCUCAGGAAGAUGGCUGCAAUAUAUCUCUGACCUGCUCUGUAGAGAAGGCAGGCCUGGACGUGACCUACAGCUGGAUCUCCUGGGAGGAUGGCAUGGACACAGUCCACGAGAGCUCUGCCCUCAGCACAUCCUGGCGACCUGGGGACGAUGCCCUCUCCUACACCUGCAGGGCCAGCAACCCCGUCAGCAGCAUCGCCUCCCGCCUCAUCCCUGCCGGGCCCUUCUGUGCAGAUCCUGGCUUUCCUUCGGAGAAGGCGACUUACUUCUGCCUCUUGGCCAAGGGACUGCUUCUUCUCUUGCUCGUCGUAAUUCUGGCCGCGGGGCUCUGGCUCAUCCGAGCCCAGAAACAAUGCCAAACGCCAAGGAUGAGGAAGCUCAAGAGAAACAGACUCAGACUGAAGAAGAAGGAGAAGCCCCGCCCCAGCCUGGCCUGAGCGCCCCUGGGGACCCCUGUCCUGAGCACUGUUUCUCCCCAGCCCCUGGGGAGUCCUCCCCCGCCCCACCUGGGGGCUUCUCCUCCCAGGGGGCAGCGGGGUGGGUAUCCAAAGGGCCAUACUCCUCAGGUCGGGGGGCAUGAUUC